Molecule: messenger RNA, 166 nt
Organism: Dovyalis caffra
Lineage: Eukaryota; Viridiplantae; Streptophyta; Magnoliopsida; Malpighiales; Salicaceae
Source: the annotation of a GenBank genome assembly
GCCAUUGAUGAAACAUGCCGCAAGUUGGAUUAGAAAGCCUUCGAUUUUGCAAGUUUUCUUAAAUGAUCUUUCGGGGAAUGAUUUUAACUCUAUCUUCAAGUCAUUGCCAAGUUUUCAUAAGAAGCUUAAGGAAGAGAUAGGUGCAAGUUUGGGCCUUAUUUCAUAG